Molecule: messenger RNA, 1683 nt
Organism: Talaromyces marneffei
Lineage: Eukaryota; Fungi; Ascomycota; Eurotiomycetes; Eurotiales; Trichocomaceae
Exons: 2
Coding region: 1-1683 (560 amino acids)
Biological process (GO): transmembrane transport
Molecular function (GO): transmembrane transporter activity
Source: RefSeq, a predicted model, not a curated record
AUGUCCAGUGAACAUGAUCAGGCUUCUCCUGACAAGGAGCAGGCCACAGCAUCUACACACUCGACGGACCAGAAUAUCAUCGGCAACAUGGCCGUCGCCAAUCAAUUAUCAACCAAAAAAAGCUACAGAUUCUGGGCUAUAAUUGCAACAUUGUCUAUCGCUGGCAAUCUUGCAUCUCUUGAGGCUACGAUUGUUUCAACCGCCUUACCAACAAUCAUUACCGAUUUACAUGGUGCGAACAAGUAUCUAUGGGUUGCAAACGCAUAUUUAUUGGCAAUGACUGUAUUACAGCCCAUCUAUGGUCAAUUGGCAAAUGUAUUCGGAAGACGAUACCCCAUGGUAAUCGCAACGGCACUCUACACACUCGGAAGCGGAAUAUGUGGCGGUGCUACCAGCAUCGAGAUGUUGAUCGCAGGUCGAGUGAUACAAGGUAUAGGAGCCGCUGGGACAACAACCCUGACCGAGAUUAUUGUUUGCGAUAUUGCGCCUCUCCGAGAACGAGGUUUCUAUCUUGGUAUUGUCAUGGGCACAAAUCUGUUUAGCUCUGGGCUUGGCCCGCUAUUUGGAGGAUUGAUUGUGCAGAAGACCACCUGGAGAUGGGUGUUUUAUUUGAACCUUCCCAUAGGCGGCCUUUCGUUGGCUGCACUGAUCUUCUUCCUACAAGUGGAAUACGACAAGGAAAUGACAAUCACCAAAAAGCUAAAGAGGCUGGAUCUCACUGGAAGUGUCAUAUUCGUGGGCUCCGCAAUAUCCAUCUUGAUUGCUCUAGCCUGGGCCGGUGCAACUUACUCUUGGUCCUCCGUCCAAGUGAUUCUCCCACUUGUUUUGGGUUUUGUUGGCCUAGGAUGCUUUCUGGUUUAUGAAACAUUCGCCGUUGAUCCCAUCAUGCCACUUCGCCUAUUCCAGAAUCGAACCUCGCUUACAGCGUUUUUCCUCACGUUCCUCCAUGCUAUUAGCUUCAUGAUGCCACUUUACUUUCUGCCAAUAUACUUCCAGUCUGUCCUCGGUGCUGACCCAGAACGUUCGGGAAUUGACCUACUGCCUACCAUCUUCACAGUCAUACCAGGUGGCAUAAUUGCUGGAGUUCUCCUGCAGCGAGUCGGACGUUACAAGCCAAUUCACUUCAUUGGAUUUGGAGCCAUGGCGGUAUCAUUCGGUCUAUUCUCGUUAUUGGAUGAGAACUCUUCCACUGCAGCAUGGGUACUCUUCCAGAUGCUCAUGGCUAUCGGCCUCGGCCUCAUCGUGCCUACAUUACUUCCAAUGGUGCAAGCCGAGUUGACCGACGCAGAUACCGGGAGCGUAACCGGAGCAUGGACUUUUCUUCGAAGUUUUGGAAUGACCUGGGGUGUCACGAUUCCAUCUACUAUUUUCAAUUAUUGGACUAGCCACUUGUCGACUCGGAUUCAGGAUCCAAGUGUGGUCUCUUUAUUAACUGGUGGACAGGCUUAUGAGCAUGCCACAAAAGAUUUUGUCGAUUCCAUAGCUGAUCCGAUCAUAAGAGCUCAAGUUAUCUCUAUUUUUUCAGAUAGCUUGAAAAAAAUGUGGCAAAUAGGUAUUGCGUUUGUUGCUCUUGGGUUCUUGGUGGUCUUUAUUGAGAAGGAGGUUCCUUUGCGAAAUGAACUGGACACAGAGUAUGGUAUCAAAGAGGAAGAUAUCAAAAAGGAACCGGAGGUUGCGGUGUAG